GAUUCCCCAUAUACCCUCUGACUCUCUCACUCGGAGCUUUCGCCGCCGCUUGUUAUACGGAUGACACGCCACCCGCCACCCCACGCCACCGACCCUGAGAACCAGAACAACCGCCAUAUAUCCCAAACUCAGUAUAUAUAACACACACACGCUCUCUCUCUCUUCCCCCUUAGAAAUGGCUAACCAAUCACUGAAGCGUAUCUUCCAUAAUAUUCGUUGUACUAAAUUUUUUUUGAAGAGACAGGGGAUGUAUCAGAGUUAUGUGUAUAGUCUUCUUAAUAGGUUUCAGUUGCAACGGUCAAAAGUUGAUAUGGUAGAAGCAGAUAUAUUGAAAGAAGCAAAGGAUGCACCUCAAGUUUCUUUCAAGUCCAAAGUUGAGAGGGCAAUUGGCAAUGAUUCUAGUCUCAGCAAACACAGUUCUGAUAAUGAUCUGAGCGAUAGAAAGUGGAGGCUAGAGCUUGCUUGGCUCACAAAAGCUCUUGAACCAGCUCUGCAGUUGUGUAGGUGGGCUCUGCCAACAGGAGAUGGAUUUGGAAACAAAUCCCCACCUACUAGUCGAUCUCUUACAGAAAUCAUUGCAAGCAUUCAACGCAGUAAGAUUGGGGUCCAGGAUUGGAGCUUGAGCGAUCUUACCAUUGGACUAUAUCUUAUCUAUCUUCGUCAAGCAUCUACAAAUCCAUUUGAAGAUGUUAAGGGCGUUCAGAUCUCAUCAGAUUCAGUUGUGCAAGAUCUCAUCUACCACCUGGAGUUAGCAAAAGGUUGUUAUAAGGGUAAUGCUGCGGCUCUUGCAAGGAUCAGCAUGAUUCGAGAAAGUAAUGUUUUGAAGUUUGUAAACGAUUCCAGCCUGAUGAGGCCUGGAUAUUAUGUUGGGAUUGAUACCCGUAGGAAACUUGUAAUUCUUGGAAUCCGUGGCACUCAGACUGUCUAUGACCUUAUCACUGACAUUGUUUCUUCGAGUGAUGAAGAAGUGACAUUUGAAGGUUAUUCCACCCACUUUGGGACUGCUGAAGCUGCUCGUUGGUUUCUUAGUCAUGAGAUAGGAACCAUUAGAAAGUGCUUGGAGAAAUAUAAGGGAUACAGGUUAAGGCUUGUGGGUCAUUCUCUUGGAGGUGCUACAGCUUCUUUACUAGCAAUAAUGCUCCGUAGAAAGUCAUUUGAGGAGCUUGGAUUUAGCCCUGACAUUGUUUCUGCCAUCACAUAUGGCACUUCACCUUGUGUCUCCAGAGAACUUGCUGAAAGUUGCUCUGAUUAUGUUACAACGGUUGUUAUGCAGGAUGAUAUUAUUCCUAGGUUAAGUGUAGCUUCUCUAACAAGGCUGAGGAAUGAAAUCCUUCAAACUGAUUGGAUGAGUUUGGUUGAGAAGGAAGACUGGAAAAAUGUAAUAGAUAUGUUUACAAAUGCAAAGCAGGUUGUGUCUUCGGUGCAAGAUGUGGCUUGGAAACUUGCUGAUUAUGCAAAUUUCAGGAACAAAAGAACUUCUUUUGACGGGUCCUUCAGAAGGGAGUCACCUGCUGCACCUGUAUUCCCUUCAACCUCCAAAACAGCAAAAGAGCAUGCUGUUGUCAUGGAAAAGGAAGGAGCUAACCCUAUGUUGUCUGAAGAGUUAUUCGUGCCAGGGACUGUUUUUUAUCUAAAGAGGAAUGCAGACACUCAGGCUGGCAUCAGCAGGGAGUUUUUCACACUCUGGAAGAGACAUCCAGGCGAACAUUUUCAGAGGAUAGUGCUCUCAAGCAACGUAAUUUCAGACCACAAGUGUGAUACCCAUUACUUUGCUUUAAGAGAUGUACUUAAAGGUCUGCCAGAGCCUGAUGACGAGGGUAUUUCCAGAUGAAUAGAAGCAUAAUGCUUGAUGAUGAGUAAUCCUCUGCAAAGACAAAUUAUACUAACUAGUUUUUGUACAAAGAAUUUGUUUGUAGGAUAAUUUAUUCUUUUAUUAUUAUAGGUCACUUUUGGUUUUGUGUAAUCAUUAUAAUCAGUAUUAGUGAUGUAAUUUUGAUCCCAUUCCUGAAAAACUCUGCAAGGAUACUUGGCCAAUAAUAGUGAUGUAAUUUGGCAAUUUGCCCCUCCAAAAAUUUCUUCAAUCUACUUUGUCUAUUUAAUCA
Corylus avellana is the source of this 2102-nucleotide messenger RNA. The record is from RefSeq and is a predicted model, not a curated record. NCBI's taxonomy places the organism in Eukaryota, Viridiplantae, Streptophyta, Magnoliopsida, Fagales, Betulaceae.